CGGAAGUGUUUGUGUUGUUGUUGGCCACUUACAAAUGUAUCCUAUCGAGAGCGACACGUGUUGAAGGGGACACCGACGAUUUGGGAUUGUUGUGCCUUUUUCAAACAAAGUGAUUUUGCUCUGACGUGUGGAGUUUAUCGUGUGAGUCGUAUCGUGAUGAUUUGACAGUUGACAGUGAGAGAAGGCUAGUUGUACGGCUAAAAGCGCGCUUCGGAGCUAGCUAACAUUAGCUGAUGCAGGAGAACAACAUGUCCAGACUUGAUCCCAGGCGCACAGAGACCGUGGGGGGACCCCAGGCCACAACGUUAUUGAUGUUAUAAAUUCCUAAUGGAUUACGAAUUCCCACAACAGCUUUUUCCUUCGUUUUACAAUUGCGGACCACCGGACUCUGUUCUAAAGCACACUGCUGGAAAAUGGGGCACCUACAACCGAGUCAAACCUGUGGGCGGUUCGGGUCCUGUCUCCAGCUGGACGUUUGCAUCCAGUCAUCACACCAGAGGGGAGACGUGGCGUCACACGGAACCGGUGCCGAUUCCACUCCUGUCUCCUAAAAACCAUUUUGUUGGGUAUUCGACUCCUCCAGAUCCACUGGAUUUUACACAACAUAUGCAGAACUUCUUUGAGGAUCACUGUCAUGAUGCUUUUGGGUGCAUGGGUGAAAUCCUGGGUGAAAACUUCAACUUCAAAUCAGGGAGAACACUGAAGUAUCAGAAGGAUUCUAUCCACAUGUGGAAGGUGAAAAACUUCCUUGAUAUGAUGAAGUUCAAAGUUUGUACGAGGACCUACUCCUCCAGGCCGCUGGAAGUCUACAACAGCCUUCUGUCAGACGUGGUUCCUUCUGUCCCCCCUGAGCUGCUGAGCUCCCUGCUGCAUGAGGAGCUGACGGAGCAGCGAGACCGCCUGCUGCUCUCAGAAGCAUCCACAGGUGGCGCUCUAGCCUUUAACUCCUUUUCACAGACUGGCAGCAGCUUAGAGCACGGGUGCCUUAUCUACCCAGGAAACCAGGGACUUGACCGUCUCAACUUCCACAAAGUGGUGCUGCAGCACCAGGGAGGAGAUUCUGCCUUUUUGGAUGCCACUAGCAGCCCCCCAUUAAGCCACCAGCUGAAAGGGCCCAUCAGACAGAUAAGCUCUAGCUCCCUCUUCAAUGAAUGUUUUACUGCAGUGCGGUCAGAUCGCCUGUGUGGAGUUUGGAGCUUCAGUGAAACAAAAGAGCCUCGUCUGCUGCAGGUCGUCAACACUAAGGAUGUUGUGACAUGCGUCAACAUCAGUCCUCAUGUUAUAGGUGAAGUUCUGGUGACAAGUGAGAGCGGAGCAGCAAACCUGUGGACCAUCGGCAAGGGGAUGCAGAAGGUUCGUGAGGAGAGCAGCAACCUCUACUUUAAUGCAGAGUCACCAUGGCGAUGGUGCGAGUUCUCUGCCCACCCAAGGGUGAUGGCAUAUGCAGACAGAACAGGGGCGGAGCUGACAGACAUCAGGGUGAGUCCGGUCAGUGGCCACACGCUGUUUCGUAUCAGCAACACCUCAGAAUGUCGGAGUGGAGAGAGGCUUAUAUUGGCCAAAUAUCUGGGAGACGUCCACCCCUUCCACCACCUCAUCACCACUCAGUACUCGGCCUACAUCAUAGAUGAGCGUUUCCCCUGCAUGCCCAUGCUUAAGUGGGAUCACUUGAUGCGGUCCCCGCCCAUGUUUUGUCACAUCCUUCCUGCCUCAUCACAGUCUAGCACUGCGAAGGUGCUGCUGGGCUCCCACAGCUCUCAAGAAAUUACUCUGUUGCAGUAUUCAGGAGGUCGCCAUGAGCCCUGUUUCAGUCAAGGUCCUCCUCAGGCUCUGCUUACACCCAGAAACAGUCUAAAGCACCUUCCAGUUCAGAUUCCUCACCGCCUGGACACGGCAUCCAGCAGGCUGUCGUUGCCAGCUGCAGGAUUGACGUGUAUUCAGAAGAAAAGCGGCGGCAAAGAGUGUUUGUGUGUCCUGCAGCUGACUGAGGCAGGAGACAUAUUCUACCAGAUCCUCACAACUGAGCACACGGACAACACUUCUCCAUCUUCAGCAGCAGAGGACGAACCUCUGCCUACGCAAGCAGCCAAAACAACUCUACAAGCUCCAGAUUCACAGGUGGUAGCAUCAGACGCAUGGAGUGAUGAUGAUGCGAUUGGCCCGAGUCAGGCUGUGACUGUAGCGGAAACUCCAGAGAAGGAGCAACGGUCGGAAGCCGUAUCUGUGGACUCCUUCUCUGAGGAUUCUGAUGCAGCGGAGAGAUGUCGAAAACCGAAGCAGUGGCUCCAGGUCGUUAUCAACGAUGAUCCUGAGCCGGAUCAAGUCAAUGGCUCAGAAAAGAAUGAUGUAACACCAGAAGGCGACAAAGUCGGUGCGACUAAGGAGCCUGAAGUUGUGGAGGUAGCAGCCUGUGGUUCCAGGAGUCAUGUUGGUACCAAUCUGCAGCCCAGCAAACAGGCUCUCGUCACAUGGAGAAGUUGGCUUCAAAAACUGAUGCACAAGAAUUCCCGACCACAUCACCUGCCUCACUUCACGGUCAGCACUAAGGGUCUCCUCCAGCUCCCCAAUGAAACUAGAGACCCCACUGAGGAGCAGCUUGUACAUCAACUAAAGCAGGAUCUGAGAGGAUGCAUGUCCAAACGCUCACUGCUGAGUCACGGCGCUCUGUCCUCGCUCGUUACUCCAGACGUGGUCCAAGUGCCGAACCAAGUGGACACAGAGGUUUGGAGAGAUCAGCUGAGCCAGCGUCUAACCCUCUCCUGGCAGGGAGAGGAAGCAUGGCGGGCCUGGUGGGAGGACCAGCUGGGCUUGAACAGAGAGAAGAAGGUGGAGGCUCUGAAGAGAAAAAGAAGGAGGGAGAAGGAGGCUAAGCGAGCUAGUGGCCAACGCAUGGAGCUGUCGGGCAGCUUCACCUCAUCGUUGAGCCAGUCGGAAUUGGACGAGUUCUCUGACUCGACGGGCUGGUCCUCUGCAGCCAGCCAGGGCAGGCAUUCAGACACGGAGGGGACAGGGCUGCUGUCCCAGCGCGAUGGAACACCAGAAGCCACGACACCCUCCACUGUGCAGAAUGACACGCCGAAUCCCACACCCUCCUCCACACCCCAGACUGUUAAAUCUCAGCCAGGCAGCGAGAGGACGCCCAGCAGCACCCAGACAGGGAAACAUGACUCCUCAGCAGUCAAUCAGAGGACGCGCAGACGUCUGGCAGACGACCGCCUCAGCGCUCUGUUUGCAUCACAGGAUGAGCCUUUGCAGAACUCUUACCUCCCGGAACAGGAGAGCACCAGCUACCUCCCACCUCCACCCGUGGCAUCCCCUUCCUCCAGCUCUCAGCUCCUUAGCCCACAGUCUGCUUCUUUACGGAGCCUCAGGGUGGAUCUGUCCAAAGACUCAUUUGGUUGGUCAGGUUUCUCCCAGUCCCUUUCCCAGAGUUCAAAAGGACGACCAGGGCCGUCACAAGCAUCACAGUCGUCCCAACCCAAGAAGAAAAAGUCCCGAAUGGGAUUUUGAUUAUCUGUCAGGUCAAUGUCUUUCAAAUAUCCUUUGUAUCCCGUGUAAAGGAGAAUGAACCACGCAGGUGUUGGCAUCUUCUGCAGGACUUUACUGGAAAUGUAACUAUUAAAGCUGAAUGUAAUCAGAGAAGACAGUGACCACAGACUGAGGACAGAUCCCUCAGCGUCAGCGGUGAGGAUCCAGACGACUGACUGGUGGAUGGCUCGGUAGGAGUUACCUUUGAAUUGACACUUGUUACACUCGCUUUUGUUUGUUAUUAUGAUGCUGCGUGUGUGAGAGCAUUCGCUGUAGCUGAAGAUCUGACCUUAAAAAUGAGAGAUUGAAAGGGAUAAAAUUAUGAAAUGAUUAGAAUGACUGUUUGCUUUUGACAAACAUUCCAGUGGUUCAAUCUGCUGCUGUGAUUGGCUGCUUUACUCUUGGAGGCAGCAGAUUGAUUUCAGAUCAGCUGCUUGUCCACUUUAAGAUUUUGUAUGUGCUACUAUUGUGGUAGUGUGUCGUCAUUUUGACUCAGUAUUUCACAGAAAGUUUUGUUUCUGUUUUGCUGUUUUACUGGUUUUACAUGAAGUAUUUUUGUAUUGGUAUGUCCCCUCCCAGAUACAUUAUGAACACAACCAAGCUAUUUUUAAUAAAUCCUCAACUUAAAAGAAGACCAAAGUUUCCCUAAGUCUUUUUUAAGUGUAUUUUCUAAAAGGCACUGGGAGACAUUUUUUUAGCAUGGAGAGAGUUUUGGGUAGGUUUCCGCCUAAUUUGAUCACCACCUGCUGUGAUAUCAUGUAUACGUACUGUAGGAAGUGACCAAAGCAGCCUCAGACACUACAGCUGCUCUUUGGCUGCAUGACCUCAGGACAUGCUGGGUAAUGUCUGCACACCUAAUUCAGCAUGUGGUUAGUUCAGGUGCUGGAUUGACACGUUAUUUACUUGUAAAUGUUUUUCAAUCCAUUACCCAGUUUUCAUAAUAAAGGUAAAACCCAGAAAGACUGAACAUAUUAAGAUCAUAGUAAAGAUUUUAUACUUUUUGGACUAAAAUAAACAGUUCUCUCCCACA
Betta splendens (Siamese fighting fish) is the source of this 4558-nucleotide messenger RNA. RefSeq names its product TATA-box binding protein associated factor, RNA polymerase I subunit C (gene taf1c). Gene Ontology annotation, cellular component: fibrillar center. The coding region runs from base 328 to 3510 and encodes 1060 amino acids. NCBI's taxonomy places the organism in Eukaryota, Metazoa, Chordata, Actinopteri, Anabantiformes, Osphronemidae. The record is from RefSeq and is a predicted model, not a curated record. Gene Ontology annotation, molecular function: RNA polymerase I core promoter sequence-specific DNA binding; protein binding. Gene Ontology annotation, biological process: transcription by RNA polymerase I. The transcript has 15 exons.